Molecule: messenger RNA, 420 nt
Organism: Cladophialophora yegresii CBS 114405
Lineage: Eukaryota; Fungi; Ascomycota; Eurotiomycetes; Chaetothyriales; Herpotrichiellaceae
Product: histone H2A.Z
Exons: 3
Coding region: 1-420 (139 amino acids)
Cellular component (GO): nucleosome
Molecular function (GO): protein heterodimerization activity; DNA binding; structural constituent of chromatin
Source: RefSeq, a predicted model, not a curated record
AUGGCCGGAGGGAAGGGCAAGAGCAUUGGAGGCAAGGCGACUGGCGCGAAGGAUUCCACCACCAAGCCUCAGAAGUCGCACAGCGCGAAGGCCGGCUUGCAAUUCCCCUGCGGUCGCGUCAAGCGUUUCCUGAAGAACAACACCCAGAACAAGAUGCGAGUGGGUGCCAAAGCCGCCGUCUAUGUUACCGCCGUCCUCGAGUAUCUGACCGCCGAAGUCCUCGAACUAGCAGGCAACGCCGCCAAGGAUCUCAAGGUCAAGCGCAUCACUCCUCGACAUCUGCAACUUGCCAUCCGUGGUGAUGAAGAGCUGGAUACUUUGAUCAGAGCGACAAUCGCCUUCGGUGGUGUCCUUCCCCAUAUCAACAGAGCGCUUCUCUUGAAGGUGGAGCAGAAGAAGAAGAGCAAGGCAGACGCGUAA